UAUAGAGUACUGUAUUUGGAUAUUUUAUAAUUUUUGCAUUUCGCAUGCAUUUUGUGCGUUGUGACAAAUUACUAUUUCUUAUAAAUGUACAAAAAUCCGCAGUGUAAUAGUGAUAACCUAAAAUAUAAUAAAGAAUGAUGUUUUGAAAUGGAUGCUGUACCAAAUUGAUUUGAUAGGCCGCAGCCAUUCUUGUUUUCGAGACGUUGGCGGUUGGCAACGACGCUUCCAACGUAUUCCAAGGGAUGAAUCGAAUACUGCAGGUUUUUUUAUUAUUUAUCCACAUAGUGUUAAUUAACAUUUAAAAAGUAGUCGUUUCUAUGCGUUAGAAACUGUAAUUGACUGGCCAAGUAAUAACAGUUUAGAAAGUAUGCGGCCGGAUUCACGUAGCGUUUCGUUCACGUUUCACCGGGAAGUUCUGAAUGUCAAAAAUUCACCGGAGAUCACGAAAAAACUGAGACGGCGCCUCCAGGAUCGUUUCGAGAAGGAAAAGCCCGGAGAUUCUUGUAAGGAGAAAAUGUCAAAAGAUAAGCAAACAGGUGACCGUAGCUGGAACAAUUUAAGUCUUGGAAAUAUGUCAGCGGAUUCUAGACGUGCUCUGCGAAGCGGAGCCGAAAAGUUAUCAAAAACUAUAUCUUCUGUACGUACAACUUUUGGAACUAUUUCACAGAAGUUUAAGAGUUCCACACGUAGACGUCAAAGACUGGAGGAGCAACAAUCUCCAAAUAGCAUUUGUAAAAUGCAAACUCCCCAGACGCGUUCUCGCCAGCUCCUUGGUAGAACACCAACAAAGCUUUAUAGUCCUUUUGGCAUAGAAUCUCCAAGACAUGCGUGGAACAAAGAGAACAAUGAAACACCGGUGCAUACUCCUCCAGGAAUGAAUACACGAUAUAUCCAAUGUAGGCCAUUCCGUUUCACCAGAGCUAAAGGAUUCUCUAUGUUGAGAUAAAAUCUCCUUCUUUAGUUAUUCUUUUCUUAAAUGUUACUUGAAUGAUCUCUUUAAUUCCCAGCAAUGUAUUCAGGAUUGUGUGCCUUGUGCAACGUACAAGAAUGAAUUAUUUAUUCAAUUUUAAUUAAGCUAGUGAUCUACUUUGACAUAUUUGUAUCUCUCUAACAUGUUAUCUAUGAUAUCAAACUGCUUUACAUGUACAUGUAAUGUAUAAUCUAUUUAUACUUUUUUAUACAUAUUUAUAUUGAUAAUUAUUAUUACUGCAAUAUCGAAUAAAGAAGAAGCAUAAGGAACUCUUUAA
This is a messenger RNA of Bombus terrestris (buff-tailed bumblebee), 1247 nucleotides long. RefSeq lists its product as uncharacterized. The coding region runs from base 368 to 946 and encodes 192 amino acids. The record is from RefSeq and is a predicted model, not a curated record. Lineage: Eukaryota; Metazoa; Arthropoda; Insecta; Hymenoptera; Apidae. The transcript is spliced from 3 exons.